CAUACGGCGCAGAGGGCCGCGAAGACGCCCGUCCAGAUGAGAUAGCUGACAGAGAACUAGCAGAGGCACUUCAGAGGUCCAUACAGGAAAGCGGACAGCACUGAUGCAUUUGGAGACAGCUGGAGAGGGCCCUACCAACCAGACACUGCAGAUGGACAAACUACCUCACGGCAGCCCCAACCAUUUACAUUACCCAGAACCUUAGACCAAAUGUCCUCAUCCACCUCCCCUUCCCAAAGCCCUUCCUCUGGCCAGCCCCAGACCCUGGAUCGCUCUCAGUCUGCCCCGGCCACCAUGGAGCAGACCUCAGCACCAGGGCGGUGCCAGGACCACUCUGGCCUCCAGGAGCUUCCUCUGCCUUCAUGCUCAGCAGAGGAUGCUAGUUCUAAACCUCAUCAGGUCCACCCUCACCCUCUGCCUGGCCAUAGCAACUCCAAAGUGCCCCCUGUACCCAGUCCUUCAACAGACGUCCUCCAAACAAGUACCCCCACUGUAGACGGGACUAGCACAUCCCAGAAUCCAGGGUGUGAGGUACAGCAUGGAGCCACAGAGGGAGACGCUGAAUCAGACAAGGUGGUGAACAGUUCAGAGGAACUUUCCCCUAUUCAACCCAUGGAGCAGGAGAUGAUUGAGCCUGACACAGUCGAUGCCACAGAAGCCUGUACAGAUGCUCCUAGCCAGUGCGACUCUGUUGAGAUGGGGUCCCCCACUGCAUCCCAGGGAGUGGUGUCAUCCGAGAGGGACCAGCCUGAAGGAGAGCACAGCUCCAGCUCAGACAGCAUCCCCUCGCUGGCGGCCGCCCUAAAGGAGCUUCACGAGCUACUGGUGUCCAACAACCGGGCUCACUCUCAGAACCGCAGCGCCUCCUGCUCCCCGUCACAUCCAUUCAAACAGGAAAUAGACGAAGUAGCCCCAGAACCGCGCACUCCGACACCUGAAAACACCCAUCCCAUCCCUUCUACUGACAUCACAGCCGGUGCAGAACCAAGCGAUGCCAAAGCCAACCAUGCUGCUGCUGUGUCUGAUGAGGGCCCAUCUAAGUGUCCUGCGCCUGAUCUCUCUGGCCAAGAUGAGCAUCUGGACAGAGAUACAGCAGAGACUGUGGAAGGACAAGGACCGCCACAGUGUCUAGAUGGCUCCGGGGAGAGGAGGACAGAUAGUCGAGGGGAAGAUGAAGCCAAUAACAUCAGUGUUUUUCAGCCUGAGCCAGAGGUUCCCCCUGAUCCUGCAGGGGACCUGGAGUUCAGGGAACCUCCUGAGGGGCAGCAGGGGAGAGGGAUUGCAGAUGGACGAGCAUCUGGCACCAACACCCCAGACACUCUCGGCCUCCAGACUGAGCACAAUUUCCUCAGCCCUCUGUCUAUGGCAGUGGGCUCACCUGAGGAAGUCUCUAGCACCUCGUCCCCCUCUUCCACCCCUCUUGCUCAGGCUCCUCAGCUUGCAUCUCCAGCCCCUCCUCUCCCUUCUCCGCAUCCCUUUAUAGAACAAUUUCCAGCUGAGCACAUCCAGAGAAUCCAGGCAGCGGGCUUUUCUGCCAUGGAGGCUGCCGAGGCACUGGAAAGAGCCCAUGGGGUUGUGGAGCUAGCUCUGCUGGCACUUCUAGCCCGCAGUAUCACUGUGCCCACCUAGACUCACAACCAGUCAUACGAGUCCCCAGCCUCCCAACUCAGCAUCUGUCUUAUUUAUACCUUGUUACUGAUCCAGAUGUCUCAGUCCCUCCUGAGCAGGGAGCACGUAUAAACACAGGGAAGAACAAACAGGACAACUGGUAAUACUUUUCUGGAUAUUGCAGAUAUGUGAGGUGUGUUUGCAUGCAGAUGUUUUGGGUGCCCACCCAUUUCAUUGGUUUUUAGAGAUUUGGUAGAUUGAUUUAUUUUUCAUGUUUUUUCGUCCAACAUUGACACAUUAUUAAAUGCCCAAUGUGUGAUUGAUUCUUGAGACAUUUAAAAAAUAUAUAAUUUGCCCUUUGAUAUGUCAUAAGAUUAUUGUUGUUUAAGUUGUGGAGCAUCAAUAAAAUAAAAAAUAAAAACUCAAGAUGGAGUAGCACUACUCCUCUCCAUCUCAGAUCAACUGUCUGGUAAGCUUUAGAUGAUUCAGCACAGAUGUUGACAUUUGAAGCAAUUUGCUGAUAAAUAAAGCAUUAUAUUGAUUUGUCCCUUCAGCUUGAAAAUCACUACCCAAUGUUGGAGAAGCUACAUUGUGGGAAUUUCUGCAGUUUAGAAGGGUUGAUCAAGUUUACAAUUAAUUUCUCCAGAUAAGUGGAAACCCUCACAUACACGGCCGUUAUUGAGAGAGCCACAAGUGUGUUUGUUGAUGUCUGAUGGUAGGUGGUGUUUUUGGGGUUCUGUAUGUGAACUGGAGAAGGUAUCUUGUACUGUAUGUAUCAUUCUCCGAAGUUUGAGAGCUCUGCCAUGUGUAGGUUACAAAUCUGUUCGUAGCUCCUGUUCCGAAAGUCCUUUUUAUUCUGUGUCAAAUCAUCAUAGUGUGUAUGUUCAUAUCGUUUAUAAAACACCCAUUUUAAUUUUGUUAUCUGUUAGAUGAUGGCCAUUUGUGCCUGUCAAAUGUUUUGUCAGUUCAUCAUAUAUCAAGUAUUCAAAUGGCUUUAUUUGAGUCAUAUACCAACAAUGUUCAGGCAGAUUGAAUUAUCUACUUUUAUCUUGUAUGAAAUUUUAAAUUGCAAAUAAAAUGGAACUAGUAUUUGUACA
Molecule: messenger RNA, 2705 nt
Organism: Acanthopagrus latus (yellowfin seabream)
Lineage: Eukaryota; Metazoa; Chordata; Actinopteri; Spariformes; Sparidae
Gene: ddi2
Product: DNA-damage inducible protein 2
Exons: 3
Coding region: 211-1629 (472 amino acids)
Biological process (GO): proteolysis
Molecular function (GO): aspartic-type endopeptidase activity; protein binding
Source: RefSeq, a predicted model, not a curated record